Lodderomyces parapsilosis is the source of this 1545-nucleotide messenger RNA. RefSeq lists its product as uncharacterized. The coding region runs from base 1 to 1545 and encodes 514 amino acids. The transcript has a single exon. Lineage: Eukaryota; Fungi; Ascomycota; Pichiomycetes; Serinales; Debaryomycetaceae. The record is from RefSeq and is a predicted model, not a curated record.
AUGCAACUUGUACAACAAGCACAGUCACAUCCACAACCACCUUCUCAUUCUGCCCUCGUACAAACACAGCAGCAUGAGCCAAGAGGGUACCAAAAACAACCCAAACACCUGCCAAUUUUAACCAUCAAGAAUUUAUUUGAUAUCCAAUCGGAGUCAUCAUCAGCGUCAGCUUCAUCACUGUUACAAUCUGACCACUCAUUGCAAUCAACUGCCACUCCGUUCAAUCGAAGCAAUACAAGUUCCAUAUCUACAUAUGAUAACAAUCAUCACAACCACCACCAACACCGCCAUCACCAUCAUCACCAUAACCACCAUUCGCAUAAUCAUCAGCACAAGAGGGCAAGAAAUCUGGAUUGUGGGUUAACAGUGGCAAAUCACACCCAUGAAGAUGGAUUUAGUGUUUAUGAAAACUCCCCCGUUGAUGAAGACAAAGUUGUCUUGGAAGUAUAUGAACAAAAUAGGAAACCAUGCACAACUGCAAUACAAUCUCACUCAUCGCCAUUAUCGGUUAUGAAUUUCAAUUUUGAGUUUGAUAAUUGGAGUUUGGAUGAGUUGCCACCGAUGGACGAUGGCAAAUUUAAUGAAAGAAUCAAACUUGAAUCAGCUAAUAACUCACAGCCAGGAGUAUUGCUGCUGCUGUUGCCACUGCAGGGAGAUAUUGAACCAAAUCAAAACGGUGGAGACGAAGCUAUGGAUCAAAGUAUGGAGUUGAAUUCCAUGAUUGAGAGUAUGAAGGAGUUGACAUUAUUGGAUAGGUUUAAAGGAAUGAUUCGCAAGAAUUCAACCAAUAUGCUUAAACGGUUGAAUAGCUCCAGUUUUGAUUUGCUUUUGUUCAAGAAUGGCGAAAAUGGGUUUAUGGAUGCGACUACACGUAUAGUAGUCCCCUCAUCUUCAUUGUCAUUAUCGAAUUCGCCAUCACCAAGCAAGAUCAAAUUUGAAGAAUAUGUGAAAUCAGAGUCUGAUGAACCAAAAGAUCAACAAAAUCAACAAAAUCAACAUGAUCAACAAGAUCAGGCAAAUUCGAUGAUGCCAUCAGUAUCAACGAGCACUCCAACUCCAAUAACACCGAAUAAUUACUACUCAACUUUUAAAUCUACCCGUCAUCAUAAACGCAACAAAGGGAAACUAUCUACCACAACUUGUACCACCCCAUCGUCAUCAUCAUCAUCUCCAAAACGUAAAAAAUCAUUCUUGCAUUUACGUUCAGCUUCAUUACCCUUUAAUUUUUUCGAUUUCAAACUGAAUCGUCAUCAACACCACCACAGUCAUUACAAUCAUCAUCAUUUGUCAAAGGGUGAUCACAAAACCAGUGAUUAUUGUUGUUCUCAAUUACAUCUUGAUCCACCAAAACUGAUUUUGAAAUGUAAAGUGAAUCAAAAUUAUAAUCAAGAAUCAAUUGAAUCAAUAAAACAGGAUCUGAUUCAAUUUGAUGAGUUUUGGCGUAAAUUUGAAUUGAUGGAACAGGCUAAGAAUAAUUAUAGUAAUGAUGAAUUGUUGAAUACUAUGCGGUUGGAACAGGUUCGGAAUUACUAUUAUGGUAAUUGA